This is a messenger RNA of Hyphopichia burtonii NRRL Y-1933, 5544 nucleotides long. It is a transcript of the gene ECM29, whose product is annotated as Ecm29p. Gene Ontology annotation, molecular function: molecular adaptor activity. Gene Ontology annotation, cellular component: nucleus; cytoplasm. Bases 1 to 5544 code for a protein of 1847 amino acids. The record is from RefSeq and is a predicted model, not a curated record. Lineage: Eukaryota; Fungi; Ascomycota; Pichiomycetes; Serinales; Debaryomycetaceae. The transcript has a single exon. Gene Ontology annotation, biological process: proteasome assembly.
AUGUCGGAGGCGGAGUUAUCCUUGAUCAACAAGGUUGAGCUUCGUAUUGCAUUAGCUGAAAAUGAUAAGCAGUUCGAGCAAGCACUUAACACAUAUUUGACACCAUUACUAUUGAAAUUGAGUAGUCCAUAUGCCGAUGUCAGAAAAGCAGUUUUCAAAAUUAUACAAGAUGUGAUCCCCCGAAUUUCUGCUGCCAGAACUAUCAAACUACCUAUUAAUGCCUUACUAGAUCAGGUAAGAGAACCAAAGACACCAAAAGAUGCUGAUCCAUCCAAUGUUAGACUAUACUCUUUGUUAUUCAUCUCUAGAGGGAUCGAUCGUUUGACCGAUGAAGAAAUGACUGCACUUGUACCAAAGGUCGUAGAAGGAAUUGCAAGUUAUCCUAAAAGUACAGCUGCCAGGCUAUUCUACAUCUUAAGUAAGCUCUUAGCAUCUUGGAAGUCACCAGACAAGCACUCCCCCGAGUAUGCAAAUAUGAAGACUAAACUUUGUUUAGAUAAAAACCCAGAUGAUGAGAAGUUUCUUACUUCUAAAAUACUGAAAUUUUUACUCCUCAGACCAAACACCACUCCAAACCCUAUUCAAUCACCCGGUUUGAGUGUAGAUGACAAUUCAUUCUUCACCAGAGAUGCUGGUGUUGCCUAUAAGUCGCAAGAUGAGAUUUUUGUUGUCAAAAAGCGUUUCCUAGAACUUUUGAAAAGUGGAUUUGAUGAUUCAAGCUUGUCUAUUCCAUUAAUGAUCGCUUCUGUUGAUGACUCUUCUGCAAUCAAUGACUCUUCAGAAAUCUUGUUCCGGAAACUCAAGGUCAAUGUUGAAGACCCUGAGUUUGUCUCUACUGCUAUUGCGUUGUUCACUGGAUCUUCAGACAAGCUCACACCUCCAGUUAAGCCAGUUUUGCAAGAAAGAAUAUUGUCACUUCUUAUUAAUAGUAAUGAGGUAACCAAACAUUCUGAAAUUUCCCAAAUUUGCAGCUUGGGUCUUUCAUCAGAUUACCAUAGAUUAAAGCAAACUACGGUUCAGUUUAUUAAACAGAUCAGUAAAACUGAUAAAAAUCAUUCGGCCUUAAAGCUUGUCAACGACUUCAACGUUCGAAUGGCGAAAGAGCUCAAGGAGAACAUUAAUAACGAAGGUUGGCCGCGAAUGGACACUUCUGUUAUCAAAAAUUAUAAUUCAGCUAUUCACCAAAGAACUCUCCAAUAUGAAGCAUUGGGGAAUAUUCUUAGGCUGAAUCCUGAUCUCUUUGUUGAUGAUUUGUCUUACAUUGUGUUUUUAUUUGAGUCUUUAGAAGGUGAAUUUCCCGAGCUUCGUGCUACAAUUCAAGAAGCAUUAUCGGGUCUCACGGUGCAUUUGCCCAGCCUUUCCACUGAUUCGAAAAGUAAAUUGAAAGGAAUACUUAAAAGAUACUUGAGAAUUGAUAAAAAUGAUGAUCUGGGAAAUAUUCAUUCCUGCAGAUUUGUUGCUAUCAAAUAUGUGAACUGUACGUAUCCUUUUAAUGAUGCAGAAUCUAGACUUUUGUGUAUUUUGGGAACGUCAAAAGUGAAUCGUGCUGAUAUUAUCGAAGAAGCUGUUAAGGGUUUGCAUCCACAUUGGUUCAAAAUACUACAAGCAACAAACACCUUGGAAUUCAAAUCUACUCCAGAACUAUUAGGUUCGAACGCAGAAAUAGAUUUUCCUUCUUUUAGUUCAAUUGUUCAUGCUAUAGAUAAUGAAAUCCAGGAAAGUAAAUCUCUAGAGGGUGCUACAAUUUUCAAGAGUUCUGGUCAGGCAAUAAGAUUUAUCAUGCAGACAUUAGUAAUGCAAGCUGUAAAGAAGAAAUCAACUGUAAUAGUUGCGGACGAAGAAUGGCAAGUAAGGCUAGAAAAAGCUGUUGAAGUUGACAAGACUGUUCAAGAUUUGUUAGUUUUAAAGAUAGCUGAAGCAUCUGCGGAAGACAUGACAGACUCGAAUGAGACGAAUUCUUUCAAUUUGUAUUUGUCCAUUAUUUUUGAUUGUUUUGUCUCUCAAUAUACCGAUGCUGCGAAAGUCACUUCCGAUAUAGCUUUUGGUGAAAUAUUCUUGAAAAUGAUAGCAUUAUCACCUCAUGAGACUGUUGGGAAACUUUCGCAUAUCUUACCAAGGUUGCUAGAGCUUUUGGAUGGUAAAUUCUUGAAUGAUGUUUCAACGAGCCAAAUUUGUAAUGCCAUAGGAAUCAUCGGUAGUCACCCUCUGAAUAAUCAUGAGUCGGUGCAGAUGUUAUUAAGUAAGCUUGAUGCCACUAGCUCCCCAAGUUAUUUGUUAAAGGCUAAGUUGUUAGCAACAGCUUAUUUGAUGUCUCGUCUUGCUUACAGAAAUCGUUCAAAUUUAUUAACGGCAGAUCAAGCGCAUACUUAUAUCAACAUUUUAGUUUCACACUUUAACAACAACUCUCUCCAUAGCACAUUAUUGGAGUGUAUUUCACAGCUUUCGAUCUAUGGUGUUUUGGGUCCAUCUAUUGCCUUAUAUCCUGACAUUGACUCUGAUAUCGAGAAAUUAGUUGAUUUCGUUAAGCCUAAAGUCAAGAGAUGUGAAGAACAAAGCGUUGUUGUAUUCAGUGAGUUACGUUUGGCUAAAGUGACGAAUUCAUUGGAAGAGCCCGCAAAGUUAACUGGUUUCGAACAACAGAUAUAUGAUACUCACACUUCAAAACAAAUUGAGUACAUCUUCACAAGUGGAGAAGCUCUCUCUAUAUGUGCUGGUGGCUGGGAGUCUAAGGCCUUACAGAGGCUAAUCGAUAUUCAAGGUGAGGACUCUUCGUAUUUGAAUCAUGAUCUGUGCAGAGUAGCCCCAGUGUUGGAGUCUAUUUUAGCUGCUUGUAACAAUACGAAGCCCCUGUUACGAAGAGCCGGCUGUAUCUGGUUAUUAUCAUUUGUGCAGUACUUGGGACAUUUGCAAGUAAUUCAGAAUAAAGCAAGAGAAAUACAUAUUGCUUUCAUGAAAUUUUUAGCCGAUAGAGACGAGUUAAUUCAGGAAUCUGCCUCUCGUGGAUUAAGUUUAGUUUAUGAAAUGGGAGAUAUUGACUUGAAAGAAACCUUAGUCAAAGGUUUGCUAAAAUCUUUUACUGAUAAUAAUGCUUCAUCUGCUUUAGCAGCUGGAUCUGUUGAGGAAGAUACCGAGCUUUUUGAUAAAGAUGUUUUGAAAACAAAUGAUGGAUCAGUGUCUACUUAUAAGGAUGUAUUGAAUUUAGCCUCCGAUGUAGGUGAUCCUAGUUUGGUUUAUAAAUUUAUGUCUCUAGCAAAGUCCUCGGCCCUUUGGUCAUCUAGAAAAGGUAUGGCAUUCGGAUUGGGCUCUAUUUUAUCCAAAUCAAGCCUUGAUGAGAUGCUUUCAAAUAACCAAAAUCUUAGUGACCGUUUAAUCCCAAAGCUCUAUAGGUAUAAAUUUGAUCCCAGUACGUCCGUGUCGAAAUCAAUGGAGGAUAUUUGGAACUCUCUUAUAAAGGAUAGUUCCAAAACCAUAAAUGAAAACUUUGAUUCUAUCUUAAGAGAACUACUCAAAAGUAUGGGCAACAAAGAAUGGAGAGUCAGACAAGCAAGUUCGACAGCUUUGAAUGACUUGAUACAAGUUGUUUCCUUGGAAAAAUACGAAGGUAAAUUGGAGGAUAUUUGGAAUAUGAGUUUUAGAGUUAUGGAUGAUAUCAAGGAGAGUGUUCGUAAAGAAGCAACAAAAUUGACUAGAUCCCUUUCAACAAUUUUGACCAGAACAGCUGAUGUCGAGAGUGGUGGUGUCAGUGUUAGUCAAGCUACUGAAGUGUUAUCCAACUUGAUUCCUUUCUUACUAGGAAACAAAGGAUUAUUAAGCGAUGCAGAAGAAAUCAGGAACUUUGCCUUAAAGACUAUUUUAAAACUUUGUAAAAUAGGAGGAGCAGCAAUUAAACCUUUUGUUUCAAAACUAUUAGAUAAUUUUAUUGGGUUAAUGUCAACAUUGGAGCCUGAAGUUGUGAACUACUUGGUGUUAAAUGCUGAAAAGUAUAACUUGGACAACAACGACAUUGACUCAAAAAGACUACAAAGCUUGGGCAAUUCUCCAAUAAUGGAUGCAAUUGAAAAGUUAUUAGAUAUCAUUGAUGAAUCAAUGAUGGAUGAAAUCGUGCAUAUUUUGCAGUCUUCAAUUAGAAAAUCUGUCGGUUUACCCUCAAAAGUUUGCGGUAGUCGAAUACUCGUAACUUUAACUACCAAACACUACGGGAUUUCUAAAGCGUAUGGUGAUUCUUUAUUUAAAGUUGCAACAAAUCAAAUCACUGAUAGAAAUGAUGCAAUUGCGUCAUCAUAUGCUACUGCAGCCGGUUAUAUUAGUCGAAUUGCUAGUAUUGAUGCGAUUGCAAAUUAUAGUUCAAAAAUCAGUAAUUUAUAUUUUGAUUCCGAAGAUGAAAGAAGUAGAAAAUUGGCAGCCAUUGCAAGCGAAGGUGUCAGCAAAUAUUGUUCUGCGGAUAAAUUUGAUAUGGUUGCUUCGGCUUUCCUACCAUUAGCAUAUAUCGGUCAACAUGAUACAGUGAAAGAAGUUUCCAAAAUCUUUGAAAGAGAGUGGAUAGAGAAUACCAGUGGUAAUAAUGGAGUCAAACUUUACUUGACUGAAAUUUGUCAAUAUGCUGAAACUUAUUUGGUAUCUAAUAAAUACCACAUAAGACAAAUACUUGCGAAAUCAAUUGCUGAUAUGUCCAAUGCAGUAGACGAAGUGAAGUCUGCUAAAAUUGCAACUCCUUUAUUUAAAAUUCUAAUUGAAGCCUGUAAGGGUAAAUCAUGGAUUGGGAAAGAACUUGUUUUAGAAGCUUUGGUAUCCUUUUCGAUAAAAUCUUCCCAGUUUUUAGUCGAAGAUUCGGAUGUCCAUGAACAAGUGAAUAAAAUUAUCUUGACCGAAGCGAAGAGACGUAAUAGAUCUUAUCAAAAACACUCUAUUAAGUUGAUGGGUAACUAUCUUAAUAAAUUUUAUGACGAAGAUUUGAUGGAGACAUAUAUUGGGUUAAUGGAUGAAACAAUAUUGACGGAUGAAUAUUAUGACGAGGAAGAUGAUGAUUUUGAUGAUGCAAUGGAAGAUAUUAGAGAUUCAAGAAAUAAGAAGCAAAAACUGAAUAAGUAUAACCUUAAGGUUGAAGAAGAAAGAUUAUCAUUCAUUAAAAAUCUCUUCACUACAAUUUCCUCAACAAACUUCAAUGGAGACUUACAAGCAUUAGCAUUAAAUUCCAUUAUCAAAUUGUUUCAAACUGAUAUAAUUGAAAAUACAUGGAGAUCAAAGAUUGAAGUAAAUGAAUGCCUCAAGAUUUUAAUUGAGACUAAUGGAAAGAAACAUUAUACUGAUAAAGAACUUGAUUUAUUGAUGAAUACAUGGCAAGAAAUUUAUAAGAACUGUCUUAAUUUGAAUAAUAUUGAAAGGGUUAGAAUAGAAACUGUCAGAAAUGCUAAGCGAUUAGUGACUUUGUAUGAAGAAGUCAAUGCAAUUCAGGAUGCAAAUAAAGUGAUCACUCAAAUGAAAAUUUUCAAGAAUGUUGAAUCAUCAGCGGUUGUUCAAAACGAAAUUGACAAAGUCUUAGAAUAA